Molecule: messenger RNA, 206 nt
Organism: Paramecium octaurelia
Lineage: Eukaryota; Ciliophora; Oligohymenophorea; Peniculida; Parameciidae
Source: the annotation of a GenBank genome assembly
AUGAGCUUUAAUAAUAAGAUUAGAACUGCCAUUGCUUAAAAUUAGUUGGGGACAAUGAUCACGUGUUUGGGCUUUCAAAGGUCAAUGUAGAGUAUUAUUAUCUUUGAUUAUUAGAAUCAUAAAAAUUUUAAAUAAAUGAAUUAGAAGAAAAAAUGAGCAUCAAUAUUGUAAAAGAACGCCUGAAUAAGCUAAAUAAAGAAAUUUGA